ACCUUAUACACAUCCACACUCGCUGAUAUUACGCAUUCAGACCUGAUCCGCUGCCCGGGCUCCAGCGCAGCGCACAGGCUAUGGAACGGGACACAUCUCCUCUCCUUGGCUCCUACGAGCAGCAUGCGAGACGGGGACCGACAUGACAGCAAACAACCGAGGGACCAAAGGCGCUCCUCCCCCGGUGCGGCGGCGGCUCUGCGCGCUGCCGAGGCCGGGAGCGGGAGUCCGGCUGCUCCGGUACGCCGCGCUGGUGGCGGUGUGCGCGCUCUGCUACAGUAACUCUCUCUGGGGCGAGUUCGUGCAUGAUGAUAUAUGGGCCAUCACCAAUAAUCCAGAUGUCAGACCGGGCUCCAGCCUCCGGAGCAUCUUCACCAAUGACUUUUGGGGCAAACGGAUGGCUGAUAACACCAGCCACAAAUCCUACCGUCCGCUCUGCAUCCUCACUUUCAAGUUGAACAUUUUGCUGGGCGGCUUGACUCCGUUCUUCUUCCACCUGGUGAAUGUGUUCCUGCACUGCGUGGUGACAGCGCUGCUCAUGUACACCUGCCAGCAGUGUGUGUUCGAGGACAGCAACUUCUCCUUCCUCACCGCACUGCUGUUCUCUGUGCACCCCAUUCACACUGAAGCUGUGUCUGGGAUUGUCGGGAGAGCAGAUGUUUUAGCCAGCAUGCUGUUCCUCCUGGCCUUUCUCUCCUAUAUUAGGAGUGUGUCACCUAUCAGGUGUGCGGAUGAGUUUCCUCCUACAGUGUGUUUGUGGUCUCUGGCUCUCAGUCUGUUGUUGGGCACCUGUGCCAUGCUGGUGAAGGAGACAGGGGUGACGGUGUUUGGUGUGUGCGUCCUCUAUGAUUUCCUGGUGCUCUGCCGCAAGCCGCUCAUCUUGCACCUGUCCCGCUCCAGGCUGAAGGAGCUCGGCAGAAUUUCCUCUCCGUUCGUCAAACGUGCUUGUGUCGUCUCGUUGCAUGUCACAGUCAUCAUGUCUGUCCGCUUAUGGUUGAUGGGUGGAUCCAUGCCGAUGUUCUCUGAGCAAGACAAUCCUGCAUCCUUCUCUCCAUAUCUUCUCACCAGGUUUCUUACAUACUGCUAUCUGCUCGCUUUCAACGCCUGGCUCCUGCUGGCUCCCUUAAUGCUCUGCUACGACUGGCAGGUGGGCAGCAUUCCUUUAGUGGAGUCUCUGUGGGACGGACGCAAUAUUGCCUCGCUGACUUUGGCUCUUGUCAUGCUGGCAUUGAGCCUGAACUGUGUUACAUGCCUACAGAAGAUGAAAGGGAAGGAGGUGUUGGUGGGCCUGCUGUUCCUGGUCUUUCCCUUCAUCCCAGCCAGUAAUCUGUUCUUCCGUGUGGGAUUUGUGGUGGCGGAAAGAGUUCUCUACAUGCCCAGUAUGGGCUACUGUAUUCUGGUGGUCCACGGGCUGAACAGACUGUAUUCGGUGGUCAGUCGGUGGGGAGCAGCUGCUCUGACCGUGUCCAUGCUGGUUGUCCUCCUCCUUUUUUCCUGGAAAACCGUCCAACAGAAUGAGAUCUGGCUCUCCAGAGAAGCCCUGUUCAGGUCUGGCAUUCAGACGUUACCUCACAAUGCUAAAGUUCAUUACAACUAUGCCAAUUUCCUGAAGGACAGAGGGAGAAACCAAGAAGCCAUUUACCACUAUAAAACAGCCCUCAGGCUGUACCCUCGCCAUGCCAGUGCUCUGAAUAAUCUCGGCACAUUGACUCACCAGGCGGAGGAGGCUGAGGUUUAUUACAGGAGAGCGCUGGACAUUAACCCUCAACACAACAGAGCCCUCUUCAACCUGGGAAACCUCCUCAAGUCUCAGGGAAAAGAGGAAGAGGCGGAGCGGAUGCUGAAAGAAUCGAUUCGGUUUGGUCCUCAUUUCGCAGAUGCGUACUCCAGUCUCGCCUCUCUAUAUGCUGACCAGGGACACUCAAAAGAAGCAAAUGAGAUUUAUACCAAGGGUAUUGAGAACUGUCCUGACAGUUCUGACCUCCAUAACAACUAUGGCGUGUUCCUGGUGGACACGGGUCGUGGGGAUCGUGCAGCCUUUCAUUACCAGGAAGCUGUGCGUCUCAAGCCAGCUCAUUAUGUCGCCAUGGUGAACCUGGGCCGUCUUCUUCGCUCAUCCAAUGAUAAUAAAGAGGCGGAGCUGUGGUACAAAAGGGCCCUCCAAGUGGUCCGUAAAGUGGAUAUCCUGACUCCUCUGGGUGCUUUAUACUACAACACAGGGAGAUAUGAGGAGGCUCUGGAGGUUUAUAAAGAGGCGUCCACACUGCAGCCUGACAGCACAGAUAUCUGGCUCGCCCUGGCGCAGGUUUUAGCCAUGGCAGGGCGCUCUACGGAGGCAGAGAAAAUGACCCUGGGCAUCAUUUCAAAGACCAGCAACUGCAUUGAAUGUUACCGCUUGUUGUCUGCCAUCUACAGCAAACAAGGCAACCACACUGAGGCUCUGGAUGCAUUGAAGACGGCACUGCAGCAGGAAUCUUCAGAGCCCGCGGUGAGGGCAGAGCUGCACUUCUCAAUGGGAAACCAGCUUCGAGAAAUGAACGAGCUGGAUCGAGCCUUCCAGAGCUACAAGCUUGCUGUGGAGCUCAAACCCGAGCAGUCGCAAGCCUGGAUGAAUAUGGGUGGCAUUCAGCAUAUCAAGGGAGACUAUGCAGCAGCACGAAUGUACUACCAAAGAGCUCUUCUCCUCUCCCCCGACUCCAAACUGCUGAAGGAGAAUCUGGCCAAGCUGGACAGACUAGAGAAAAAGCUGCAAGGGGCCUAGAAGAACAUCGUGACCUGAACCAUCAGCCAAACGAGGGAGGACAAGAGCGGCAGAAGAGCCCAAAUAAGACUCAGGAGAUGAUUAAUGACUGCUUCCUUCCCCUUAACGCUUUACACAGGGGGCUUUAGGAUACAGCUCCUCCAAAAAAGAUUCUUUUUAAGCCUCUACAUCCAGGGCUGGACAUGCAGAUACCACUGACCUCCCCACAUGAAAAUGUACUGUAGUAACUUAUAGUAAAUCUAAUAGUGUUUUUAAACCAUACUAGAGUAAAGCACUUGAAUUAAUGGAUUGGCUUCAUGUGGUGAUUCUGUAGUUGCUAUGGUAACACCACAAAUAAGGGGAUUUUUUAGUUGCUAUGGUAACAACAACUGUAGUAAUGUAAACAUGUGAUUCUGUAGUUGCUAUGGUAACACAACAGCUAUAACAGUAUAAUUAAAUGAACUGUGAUUCUAUAGUUGCUAUGGUAACACCACAACUGUAGUAAUGUAAACAAAUGUAAUGGUUCUAAAGCUGCUAUGAUAACCCAUUUUCCUAUGGAAAAACAACAGCGAUAGUAAGGUAAACAAAAAUGGUGAUUCUGUAGUUGCUAUGGUAACACGACAACUUCAGUAAUAUAAACAAAUGCAUAUCAGCAUAGUAAUAUAACAACUGUGGCAAUUCUUUAGUUGCUAUGGUAACACAACCACUAUAAUAAUAAAAAAUAUGAUUCUAUAGUUGCUACGGUAACACAACAACUAUAGUAAUGUAAACACGUGAUUCUGUAGUUGCUAUGGUAACACCAUCAGUAUUGUAAUAUAACAAAUGUGGCAAUUCUUUAGUUGUUAUGGUAACACAACCACUCUAAUAUUAUAAAAAAUGUGGUGAUUCUAUAGUUGCUACGAUAACACAACAACUAUGGUAAUGUAAACUCGUGAUUCUGUAGUUGCUAUUGUAAAACGACAGGUAUGGUAAUAUAAAAAAUGUGGUGAUUCUAUAGUUACUAUGGUAACAAGCACUAUAGUAAUAUAAACGAAUGUGGUGAUUCUUUAGUUGCUAUGGUAAUACAACAACUAUAGUAAUGUAAACAAAUGAGGUAAUUCUAUAGUUGUUAUAGUAACACAACUGCAGUAGUAAUAUAAACAAAUGUGAUUCCGUAGUUGCUAUGGUAACACAACCGCUGUAGUAAUAUAAACAAAUGUGGCGAUUCUAUAGUUGCUAUAGUGACACAACCACUGUAGUAUUAUAAACAAAUGUGCUGAUUCUAUAGUUGUUAUGACAACACAACAGCUGUAGUAAUAUAAACAAAUGUGGUGAUUCUGUAGCUGCUAUGGUAACAAAACAGCUGUAGUAAUAUAAACAAAUGAAGUGAUUCUAUAGUUGUUAUAGUAGCACAACCGUGGUAGUAAUAUAAACAAAUGUGAUGCUAUAGCUGCUAUGGUAACACAACAACUAUAGUAAUGUAAACACGUGAUUCUGUAGUUGCUAUGGUAACACAACAACUAUAGUAAUGUAAACAGGUGAUUCUGUAGUUGCUAUUGUAAAACGACAACCACAGUAAUAUAAACAAAUGUGAUUCCAUAGUUGCUAUGGUAACACAACAACUAUGUUAAUGUAAACAAAUGUCCCAAUACUGUAGUUUUCUCCAACUAUAGGGUAUUUCAUAGUACAAUACACCACAGAUUACUGUAGUUACAUUUUAUCAGUUCACUAUUUAGUUAAUAAUACAGUAUACUGGAGCAUUCAUUAAAGAGUAGUAGAUACUAUAAUAUAAACAGUAUAAUACACUUUACUAAAGUGUGGUUCAUAGACACUAUAGUAUUUACUAUAAAUACUAUAGUAUUUUCUUCAUGUGGGACAGCAGCAUAUUUCACAAGUUCUCGCCAUUUUUCCUGUCUGUUCUUGUAUUAAUUCGGGAUGUUCCAUCUCUGAGAGGGAUUUUUUUGAGAUGUGGGGUCGUUCCACUCGACCGCUGCGACUCUACGUUCUGCUUCAGUGAUUGCAAAGCCUCUGAAGCGUUUUGGAUAAAUACUGCGAGUAGUUAUGAAAUAUGACUGGGCAUCUACUGUGUUCCAUGAACACGGCAGAUUUUACAUAAGAAGUAAUUUUAAAUGAAGGAAAAAAAGACAGGGUUUUCCAUCGUGUGCUUUAAUUUGAUUGUUUAUCAUGCGUCAAUGUUGUGGAAUGUAUCUUGGACUAAAGGCGUAUUGACCUGUGCAGUGAAUUACAUAUCAUAUUUUCCUCCUCAAUAAGCUAUAAUGCUGAAGUCUGUUUAAAUUUCAAUCAGGGCUUGAUGUUAAUAUUUUUAACCUCUGGUUUUUUAAGGUUCCUAGUGGCCAAUUACUUUUUUAUAUAUUAAAGCUGGCUAUUGCAUGCUACA
This is a messenger RNA of Danio aesculapii, 5117 nucleotides long. It is a transcript of the gene tmtc1, whose product is annotated as transmembrane O-mannosyltransferase targeting cadherins 1. The record is from RefSeq and is a predicted model, not a curated record. The transcript has 20 exons. Gene Ontology annotation, biological process: protein O-linked glycosylation via mannose. Gene Ontology annotation, molecular function: mannosyltransferase activity; protein binding. NCBI's taxonomy places the organism in Eukaryota, Metazoa, Chordata, Actinopteri, Cypriniformes, Danionidae. Bases 143 to 2761 code for a protein of 872 amino acids.